Messenger RNA from Lates calcarifer (barramundi perch), 9833 nucleotides. RefSeq names its product BCL2 associated athanogene 5 (gene bag5). The coding region runs from base 663 to 2120 and encodes 485 amino acids. The record is from RefSeq and is a predicted model, not a curated record. The transcript is spliced from 3 exons. Gene Ontology annotation, biological process: regulation of inclusion body assembly; protein stabilization; negative regulation of protein ubiquitination. Gene Ontology annotation, cellular component: nucleus; membrane; cytosol. Gene Ontology annotation, molecular function: protein-folding chaperone binding; adenyl-nucleotide exchange factor activity. NCBI's taxonomy places the organism in Eukaryota, Metazoa, Chordata, Actinopteri, Centropomidae.
UUCAUAUUAUAUCAUAUUUCAUUUCAUUCGCAUAUAAAUUAUAUUAUUUAAAAUUUAAUACAACUAGGCAUAACGAUAACACUUAAAUAUGUUAGUAAAAUAUACAUAUAUGUUAUUCUAUGUUCACUUUUUUACCAUAUAUUUUAUAUUAUUUACUAUAUUUCUUAAUAAAUCCAAGGCAAAGCAGCUUUCUAUAUUGAUACAGACAACCACUAUGUAUUUCUACCCAAAAUUAUUACUAUUUUAUUUAAUAUUUCAUUAUUUCCCUCUGAAUUGUAGAAAAACAACUACUUUCCCCGCCUUUGCCGCUGCGUGACAAACGGUACCGCGACGUGACGAAAUACAGCGACCCAAUGUUGGCCAACCAAAACUAACACUUAGUUUAAAAACAGAUAAAUCGAUCGCCCGAAAGAUAACACGUUAAAAUAUAUUUUCUUCGGUCGAUAUGAAUGUAUUGUAAGUCAGCUAAGUACAGAUUCAUUCCUCUUCUUUGUUGAGUCAAGCAAACGCCGAUAUUUGGAUUAAAUUCCAAUUUAUUAAGCAAAGACAAACUCCGUGUUAGUUCACACUCGAGAACAGGAAAGUAACUACUAGAAGGUAGCUAGGUAGGCUAAUGUUUAGCUUUAAUCAGAGGAGGAACGCACUUUCCCACAACAGUUCAGAUGGCUGUACGCUGGCUAUGCAGCCUGUUUGGGAAGCCCUUUGAUGGUGGGAAAAGGAUGGACCAUGGUGGUCCACAGCAGCAGCAACAUCCAAUGGAGCAGCAGCAGCAGCCAUACAACCCGCAGCACCCUGCCAUGAUGCGGCUGUACGAGGUCCAGAAGGAGGUGGCGUCUCUGGGACCUCAGGUGUGCACCUUCAGCGGCCUGCAGAACGACCGUGACUACAAGCGUCUGGAGCGCGAGCUGACCCGGCUGCUGCUGGAGGUGGACCAAGUGGACACGGAGGGCAAGCCGGAGCUGCAGGGGGCACGAAAGAGGGCGGCGCAGGAAGUGGAGGGCCUCCUGCGGUACCUGGAGGAGAAUGCCACCCAUCCGUCCCGCCAGGCCAUCGAGGAGCUGAGCAACGAGGCGCGGCAGCUGGUGGACGAGCGCGUGGUGGCGCCUCAACGCGCCGGCGGCGUGGCAGAGAUAAACGACGAGCUGGUGGACGCCCUGCAGGAACUCGUGCUGAGGCUCACCCAAGUCAAGACCGAGGGGAGGGUGCCGCUCCGCAAGGCGCGUUACCGGGCGCUGACACGCCUCUGCGCGGUGCAGGACGUGCUCGAGGGGCGCACGCAGCAGCAGACCCUCUCCCUGCCGCUGUCCGGGGACACCCACGAGGCCGUGCACUGCAUCAACCAGGUGAUGGUGAAGGUGAGCGUGGCCCGCAGUCAGCUGGUGGCCCUGCUGAUGGGCCUGAGCGGGAGGGACAGCUGCGCCCACCUGUCACGCAUCCUGACGGAGAUGCAGGUAGAGCUGGACGCUCUGGAUGUUUCUGGGAAUGCGGCAAUCCGAAAUUACAGGAAACAGGUUGUGGAGGAGAUAAACGGGCUCCUGAAACAUCUGGACCUGGAGGGGGAGGGAGACGACACUCGCAGGUAUGACUUGGCGCAGAAUAACUCCAUACGUGAGAUUGAGGCCGUGCGAGCUCACGUCUCCCACCUGCGGGAGGGCGUCCUGCGACACUGCGCCAUGGGCGACCUCAGCUUCAGACCCAAAGCCGAGCUGCAGAGCCUCCUGACACACCUGGACCAGGUGGACACGGCCAAGAACCCGUGCAUCAGAGAGGCCCGCCGCCGUGCUGUGGUGGAGGUCCAAGCCAUCAUCACCUUCCUGGACCUCCGCGAGGCCCUAGCCCGCCGCCAGCCGGGCCCCAACGAGCACCCAUCGCACCGGGCGGUGUGGCUGGUCCUGGGGAGCCUCUCGGACCUCCAGGCCCAGGUGCUGGGCUUUGACGGUAAGCGGGUCGACAAGAGCUACAUGAUCCUGGAGGAGCUGCUGACGAAGCAGCUGCUGGCGCUGGACGCCGUGGACCCGCAGGGCGACGAGACUACCAAGGUGGCCCGGAAGCAAGCGGUGAAGUUCGCCCAGAACAUUCUCAACUACCUGGACAUGAAGACGGACGAGUGGGAGUAUUGAUCCAGAUUUAACAAAAGCAUGGAUAAGUUGGGGAGACGUGGGUUUGGGACGUCGCUGCAGGAAAGAAAGGAUCUGAUAAUGUGUGUAAAUUAAAAAAAAACUGGUACGUUAUCAUUCCACGGGCUGUAAAUAUUGACUCAAAUCCCCAGAAUGCACUGCAGCAGCGCUUUUCUUUCGUCUCUUUGUGGUAGUCGUGGCUGACCCUGCAGAGAAGUCAAACACAGAACUCCUUUUGUGAAACACACUUUAAAAAAGUUCUUUUUUGUGCUUUUUGAAGAUUUUCUUUUUAAAAAUCUCUGAUAUACAUGUGUGUGAGUGUGUGUGUGUGUGUGUGUGUGAGUUGUCAUCGUCGUCAUAGUGUUUCGAUGUGAGUGUUUGUUGAAGCCUGCUGCUGCCAAAGCACUAAAUAAUGCCUGUUAACAGUGGUCGUAUCCUCCAGACUGUACUUGAUAUCGAUAAAUCACUCGAGGGAGACGGAUUGCUUCACAGUGGCUUCCCCCUUCUAAAAAAGUCUGGCCUGAUUAAUUUGAGAUGGAGACCGCCAACGCACGUUUAAAAUACACUGACCUGAUUAGGAAGAGUCGUCCACUGCCGCCGUGAGAGCAGAGGUCUGUACUACGAAACAGGAUUUGAGGUUAGCGUUAGGGGUAACGUCCGGUCUAACUCUGGGCUUUACGACGGCGGUUCACUUCGUAGCGGCGUAAAUCACCAUGGUAACUGGAACGACUAACCUGCUCCUGGGCGGGUUUACGUCAGAGGAUCGAAUCAAAACCUGGCAACAGACCAACUACUGACCAAUCAGAUCACUGGAAGACUAGCGUCAUCAUUCCUACAGGAUCCCGAUGUGGACAAAAGAGUUUUUUCCAUACGUCCACAGCAGAGCUUUUAACAAACAGAGAGUUUAACUAAAAAAACAUAUACUUACUGUUAUAUCUUCAUUUUGAUCAAACAAAGCUGCUUUUAUCCACAAUAAUGAAUUAACAUUUCAUUCAUACAUUAACUCUCUCCUCUCUGCUUUGAAACAUUACUGUAACUUUUUAUCUGCAUCACAUAUUCAGAAUAACUCGGAAUAAAGAGCAAAAAUGCUCACUCCAUAAGAAACAAUCAUUUUUGCACUUAUUUACAAUAAAUCCUCAGCCUGACUUGAAUUUUCUCUAUUUCACCUUGUUAAAUAUUAUUUUUGAACAUCGCUAGAACCAAAUUAACCUGCAGGUAUCAGCGUUUCUACUCAUAUCAUAUUAGGUACGCUCGGGAAAUCCUGAGUUCGACCUAACGAGCUGAUAACCACCGUUUUGUGAAUUCAGAUAAUGAAAAGAUAUCCUGGCUUCGUAUUACAGGCCUCUGUAGCUCAGAUUGUUGGUGCCAAGUCGAUUUUUGGUCACAAAAGUGUUUAAAAAGUCAAAUUCCUGGAGCAUUUUUCUUGUUAUUCUGCUGCAGUUUGUGCUGAAAUCAAAUUUGGUCUGAUUCUGUUUGGCAAAGCAGAUGGUGUGAACAAAUGUUAAAUGGAAAAUUAAUUGAAUCUGCAAUGAAACGUGGGUUUUUUUUAAAUACAAUUGAGAAAGAUUUUUUUUUGGGGGGGGGGCAUUAGAAGCAGAGCUGAACAUCAGCUGGUACCGAAGCCAGGCAAUCUGUGUUUAAACAGAGAUGUAAUUAGGGAGAGGGAACAGUGGGAGUUUGCAUUGGUAACGUAAGGUCACUCUCCACUCCUGCGUGACCCUGUUUAUCCCCUCAGCAUUUGGUCCGUGUCUCUGGUAGCGCUCCAAUCCCCGGGACUGUGGCAAACUUCCCUGCCCAAAACCACCACAGCUGUCACAGGCAAACGGUCAAAGCGACAAAUAAAUAAAGUCGAGCAUCGAUAAAAUGUCAGGAGGAAGCUAAAAAUCUGUGUCGAGACGUUAUCUUGCGAGGCAGCCUGCCAGCUGUGAGCAGGAUGUUUGAAAAGAUAAAAGUACCUUUCUCCACUCGCUGCUUGUGUAGCCGUUAGUCUGUAAUGCGUUUCAAAUGUUUGUUGUGACUUUGUAUGAUCGCUAGUCUAUAAAUGGAUCAGGUUUGAAUUCAGAGAAGGAGGAGAGGAGGCGAACUUUUUUUAGCUGCUGCUUCUGCUUUAGGUUUUUUGUUUUGUGUUUUUUUUUUUUGUUUGUUUGUUUCUACCCACUGCUUUCUACUGACGGAGGACUGUGAGAGGUCCCUGGGGUGGGAGAGGAAGAGGAAGAGGAAAGCAGGAGUUUGAGGCGGCAAUAUCCACUGGACUGACACAUCAAGGCUGAAGCUCACAGGCCCGACAGUCGGGUCCUGUGUGGUAGAGAGUAUUGACGGUGAUCGCAGUCGACAGAGCCUUCUAGAAACUUCUCCAAGCUGCUGCUGCUGGAGACGGUGAGGGAGGGAGGAAAGGACUAGAAGAGAAGUCCUAAUCUCUGUGCCUUUAUUUUCACCUUUCCCUUUGAGCCAGUUUGUGUAAAAGCAGGCAGCAAAAAGAAAGCAGCUGCUUGUGUUUUUUUAUCACUGCACAAGAAUGAGGAAACUAAAAGCACUGAAUGUGUUUAUGGAGAGCACCUUGGCCAUUAUCGCCACAAGAAAUUUGCACUACUUGUUAGAAAUUGAGGCUUUUUCUUUUGUGUUUUGUUUUUUUUUUUUUUUUUUUUUUUGUCAAAUCAGUAUUUAUUCCCUGAUAAAAGGUGGCGGUGUUAUGGUCAAUGAUUUGUGGUAACACAGGCUGACAUGGCUUCUUGCAGCAGGCAAUAAAAUGAGUCACAGUGUUGCUUUCACGCUGCAAACAGCCCUCGCUGAUGGAGCUGCUCUUUCUCCUUUGAAAGCAAUUAGGCAACAGUAACGGAAAAUCAGCUCACAAAACAGAAGAAUUAACUGAUUGAAUUACUUCACAGCUUCCCACCGACCCCCCAAAAGCAACUUCCUGAGGAGACAGUUUUUCAGUCUUUAUGGUCCGAAUAUUAUUUUGGAUUUCAGAGCUCAUUCUUGAGCCAGUUGACAAAGCAGUCGCCUUUAGUAGCUGUUCUGGAGCUUUCAGUCAUGUCAUGGUCUUUAGUUUUUGUCGUGGAAAUGUAGGCGUUCAAACCAAAGUUUCUGAACACUUUAAAUCAGUAUUUUUAUCUUAACAAUGGAUUCAAUAACGUGUACUCAGAGUUAUCACCUGACUCUAACAGAGGUUUUUAGCAUCUUUCAGCUCACGGUUUUGGUUUCCUGGUGACAGCUAACCAGAAUUAUUUCCUCUAACCACCAGCAGGCAGCUGUUUUCAGCCAUAAACCAACAGUACACAACCUGCCCAGCACCAGACACACACAGUUACAGACCAGCUGGUGAAUAUAGUGCAGUUUUUAGCAGCUAAAAGGAGUUGGUGGAGACCAAAAACGGAGCUAAAAGAGAGGGAAUAUUGGAUGUCUAUUCAUCAUGUAAUCUGAAGUUCUCAACAUUUCAGUUAAAGGUGGGAAAAGUGUGGAUUCAUCUUAUUCUGAGGGUGUUAAAAAGUCUUAAGAAGCACUUAAUGAGAAAAUAUUAAAAAGUCUUAAAUUCCAUAUACAAAAGUCUUAAAUAUUUACUCCUCCCUGUUGUAGGCAGGAAUCUUUGCCUAGAAAUGUUUUUGUACCUGAUUGCAUCUGUUUAAAAGAACUACUGCGCCCCUAUUUAAUCAUUUAUAACUAGUCAAUCCAUCAGUUUUAUUAUUCAGUACCUGCAAUUUGAAUAAUCAAAUGGAGCAAUUGUUAUAUUAUGUCCUGCUUGGAAGUACUGAAGAAAAAGUUAUAUAAUAAUAAAUAACUCCAAGGCUAUAUUUUCUAAGCUCUUUUUCAUUAUAAUUUAAUGCUUUGGCUGUUUAAAAAUGUAUUAAAUUGCAUUGUAAAUGGUAUUUAAAAGUCAUAAAUUGGAUUUAGUAAACCCUGUAGAAACCUUCAUGAUGAAUACCAAUUCAACUGAGAAUGAAAGUUUUUCCAAUUGGGAGCUGAAUUUUUCAAGAAUGAAUUUUCAUUUUCUAUUUGAAACCAUCAUGAACAGGAAGUUCUCAAAGUGCUCUGAAAAAUGGAACAUUUGCAACCUACUGAUGAGGAUCAUGUGAUAUGAUAGAAAUGUCCAGAGAAGCUACUUAAUGGACUGAGGUGAGACUGUCCUGCCAACAAGUUAAAGAUCUGUUUGGCUCCAGUUGGUUUCUCAUGAGUCAGCGGGGAUUCCUAUGGAAACCUAUGGAUCUCAUCUGAUCCGUGGUUUGACAUCUAACGAUCACAAAAAGUAAAAGCUGAGUUUCUAAUGUUUCCUGGCUGAUGAGAUGUUGUUCUGCAGCAGAGUUUGCUCUGGUUGCUCGCAGUGUGAAUGCACACCGAAAGGGUCCAAUGACGGAUUUGAGUUUCUGGGCAACAAGUUACUCAGAUUGUGAUUAAAGCAACAAAGCUGAAGCAAAUCGUCAGGGUCUUUUGUUGCUCUUCCCAGCUGCCUAAAAAAAAAAAAGAAUAAUAAAAAAAAGUUGCCCUGCGUUUCACAGCUUUUUGAAAACACAACAACAUGUUCGGUGAACUCCCACAGACCCUUUUUAUCCACAUAAAGCUGCUACUGAGGCAUUUUUUGGCACAAAGCCUGCAGCUCGGCCUCCUGGGUACAGAGCUGACUCAUACGGGAGAAAAUUAGAUUAAACAGUGUUCAUCAAACAUCGUCAGCCAGCCUGCCUGGCUGUUACUGCAACAGAUGCUUUCUCACAGCGAACCUUAUGCUCUCUUAGACCAAACCAACCCGGACACACCUUAAGAUCACAUGUUCCUUUUUGUAUGCAGUAAUAAACAUAUCUAAAUUUCUAAAAAUGUACAUUUAGUCCUCGCAGUUCGCUAUAUUUCUGAGCAUUGCUUCUUUUUUAAACAUUCGGUUUGAAUAAUUUAUCAAAAGUUUUACACUGUUAAGAAAUGUUACUUAGAUCUUUUUCUGUCUCAUCAGCUCAAAGCCUCUGUGUUGUUUUUUUUUUUUUUUUUUUUUUUUUAAUUCAGUAUUUGUGGCGCCUCCAUGAGUGGGCGUUCUGGCAACCAUACAAAUUUAUACUCUGUGGUUCAUAAGUACAAACAACAAAAGGGAGGAUGACACUGGGGUAAAGCUCCAUUUUCUCAACAUUUUGCAGAAGUCUGGGUUUUUGAGGGAACAUGUAACGCAUUAAAAAAUUGUUCCCUGUUCUGGUGUUCUGUUCCCAAACAUCAUGGCUGCUCCUCUAAAACUGCGCUGUUUGUCUUUGGGCUCUGGUCCUGUUAGAUUUAGGCUACACAAAACAAUUUUACUUCUGAAUUGUAAGCGGUUUGCCGUUUGUGAAAAAAGUGUCGUAGUUUCCCAAAGACCAAGAUGAUGUCUUGACAUAUCUGACUAUCAUAGAAGACUAAGGAAACCACAAAAUAUUCACAUCUGAGAAGCUAAAAAUUGGAAAUUUUGUCAUAUUUUCUUUUUUUUUUUUAGCUCUCAGAACAAUGAAUCGUUUAUGAAAAAAGUUCCUGAUUAUUCUUUUGUCGAUUAACUAGCUCUAGUAAAAUAAAUUUUGCUGCAUUUGUCCAUUUUUGUAGCGAUGCAAUAUGCCCUGAUAUUUUUAUGUGUUGACCAUGCAUGAGUGUGAAUGUACGUAGGCCAGGUGUAAGAAAAGUUCAGUGCGUCUGGUUCUAGAUAUUCUGUUUGUUAUUGUCAACAAAUCCCGUGAAAAGACCAAAACCAACAAUGUCUAAGUCCGUCUUCCAAGACUUUCUGACCUCCCACCUGAACAUAUUUAAUUUAGACAUAACACUAAAAACAAAACAGCUGAACACUUCUUAAUCAAACAGGAGGAAACAGCUCAGUUGUCAGGGACUAUUUCCUGCGGCGGAUUAAAUCACAUUUGCUGCUUUAGUGAGUAUUUCUGGCAGCAGGACGGUGUACGUGGGAUUGAGUCAAAAUAAAACUACACCGUGCAACAGUGUGGCUCAUUGAUGUGUUUUUAGACAACAAUGGAGCUUUAUGGCACAAAGGAAUAAGAUAUAUCAGGCUCAUUAGUAGGAUGCAUUCAUUGUUGGGUUCCUUUUGUUUUUUGUGGGAUAUUCUGACAAUGAGAUAAAUAUAGAAGAUCACCAGACUUUUGCUUUAAAAACUGAGAUAAUUUAAAACAGUUUAACCCAGCUAGUAUCAGUAGAAAACUCCAAGUCCACUUUUACCAGUUUUUAAAAGGACAAAGAUGUUGCUAUGUUUUCUGAGAACAAAGUUACUAGAUCAAUAAGUAAUUAAAUUGAUAAAUAAUUUAGAUAUGUAAAGUCUUCUUACAACACAGUUUCACUGAAUGAAUGAGGAUUGGAAUUGAAAACUUGCAAUAAAAGGCCUAUAAAGUCACAGAGCAAUAUUUUAAGAACUGAAAAAGUUUAUAUUCAGUUGUUAUAGGAUGUAGAAAUGGGCGUUUUCUAUGAUUAGGGACCAAAAAAUGAUCAGAAAAUACAUUAAUAUAUAUUUUAGUAUUCUUGCUCCUGCAUUCACAGUCCUCUCCACAGACGCUCUGUAUUCCCCCAACAUGAAGCCGCGCUAAAAGCAGCUCAGGGUCGACUGCAGUUUCUGAACUUGGUGGCACUGGAGUCCAUUAGUCAGGAGUUUAAAAGAUUCAGAUCCAGUGGGUAUUUACAGUCGACUGUCUUGACUUCUAUCAGCCCUUUACAGGAGGGUGCAUCUAUAGUGAAUUACUAAUGGGGUUGAGUAACUUGCAGAUUCAGAGGUUUAAAGAUUAGAUUUUCCUGCCCUAGGUUGAAUGUAGUCAUUGAGGAAUGUCUUUGUCUUUGUAUUUCAUUGAACCAAAGUUUAUUUCAAUAAGGUGAGAUCAGUUGGAAAUCAGUAAUAUUUAUCAAGAACUGAGACGGCAGCAGAGGUCAGAGGUCAAAUCUCAAAAACUGGUCGACAGAAUCAGUAUUUACAGUAAAAAAACAGCUAAAAAACUUUAUUUUUGUUUACAGCACCCAUCUGACCACACCUGGCAGUGAUGCUGGGUGUGGUGUGGUUAGCUUAGCUUAGCAUAAAGACUAGAACCAGAACACUAGCUCUGUCCAAAGGUAACAAAAUCCACCAACCGGCUCCUCUAAAGCUCACUAAGACAUGACAUGUUAAAUAAUGCCAACCACAUUAAGAGGUGUAACGAAGGUGGUAUCAGUCUUCUAAUUCUUAGCAAGCAUGCUAACAAGUGUAUUUCUCAAAAUGUCAAACUACUCCUUUAAGUUUUAGUUUAAUUAUACGUUCUAACUGACUCGUAUGGUGCAACCCAAGUUACAGCAACUUUUCCACAAUGUUAAAAAACUAAGCUACGUUUAUAUAUGACACGAUAAAGAAAUUGAAAACUUACAAUAGCAGAAACUGACCAAAAGAGAAAAGAUCUUCCUUAUUGAGCUUUUGCAAAAAGUUCUUUUAUUUAAUCACACUUUUUUAUGUUCAUUAGUCACUGUUGGUUGUUACUGCUCUGCCUUUCUUUCUGCAAGUGACAGGACUUUGCUCUGUGACAGAAAAGGUAUUGCAUUUCUUUUUCUUUUUUUUUUUCCUCUCCAAAUAUACAUUUUCUUAAGUCGCCUUUAAUUGCAUUGAUUGUGACAGGCUUUUGCUGUUUCUCCUCCAAGACGCGCUUGUACAAAAAGCACACUGAGACUGGAAAAAAAACAAAACAACAAGUUGUGUGAAUGCUCUAUGGAUGGUUGUGAUUUGAAUUUGUAUUCCCACUGCAAAAUAAAGACAGCGUCUCUUGA